AUGUUGUUGCCUCCCGGUUUUCACACCGAGAAACCAAACCAAGUCUGCAGGUUACUUCGUUCUCUCUACGGCCUUAAGCAAGCAAGCCGGCAGUGGAACGCCAAGCUAAGUGCAGCCUUAUCUAGCAUGGGUUUCAAGCAGUCCAAGGCGGAUCCGUCCUUGUUUACCAAAGGAAAAGAUGACAGAUUCAUUGCCGUUCUUGUCUACGUCGAUGAUAUAUUAGUCACUAGUCCGGAUUUACAGUUGAUUGAUGAUCUCAAACUAUACGUUGAUGAUGCUUUCAAAAUUAAAGACCUGGGAGAGCUAGGCUACUUCUUAGGAAUUGAGGCAAAAAGAGAUGCCUCGGGUCUGAAUCUUUGCCAAAGAAAGUACGCCCUUGACAUCCUCUCCGAGGCAGGAUUCCUUGAAUGUAAGCCAGCCAACAUGCCAAUGGUGCCCGGCUACCAUUUACAGCAUAGUGAUGGGGAGUUACUCAGCGAUGUUAGUAGUUAUAGAAGGCUCAUUGGUAGAAUUUUAUACCUCACCGCCAUCAGGCCAGAUAUCAUAUAUGCUGUACAUCAACUGAGCCAGUUCAUUGAUGCCCCAACCGAUAAACAUAUGAGUGCUGCCCACAGAGUUCUCCGGUACAUCAAAAGUGCGCCUGGGCAAGGGCUGUUCUACGCCAAAGGGGAUGACUUACAGCUCAAUGUCUUCUCAGACUCGGAUUGGGCCUCAUGUAUCGAAACACGAUGCUCUAUAAUAGGUUAUUGCAUUUUUCUCGGCUCCGCUCUUAUCUCUUGGAAAUCAAAGAAGCAAGUGACAGUCUCACGUUCAUCCUCCGAGGCAGAAUACAGAGCGCUUGCCUCUACUGUUUGUGAAGUUCAAUGGAUCACAUACUUACUAUCAGACCUACAAAUGCCUAUGCAAAGAGCAGCAGUUGUAUUCUGCGAUAAUAAGUCGGCAGUAGCUAUAGCAGAGAACCAAGUCUUUCACGAAAGGAUGAAGCACAUCGAGAUAGAUUGCCACUUGGUUAGGGAGAAAGUAUCUAACGGCUUGAUCAAGCUCCUACCUAUCUCGUCCUCAAACCAAGUUGCAGACGGCUUCACAAAGCCUCUUCCCAUUACUCUGUUCAAAUUCUUCUUCUCUAAGUUGGGCAUUCAGGAUCUGCAUGUGCCAACUUAUGUGGGGGUGUUGAAAGAAGCCAAGAAGGGCAUUAAGGACAACAGUCAAGAGGGGCACUAA
This is a messenger RNA of Ipomoea nil (Japanese morning glory), 1221 nucleotides long. RefSeq lists its product as uncharacterized. NCBI's taxonomy places the organism in Eukaryota, Viridiplantae, Streptophyta, Magnoliopsida, Solanales, Convolvulaceae. The transcript has a single exon. Bases 1 to 1221 code for a protein of 406 amino acids. The record is from RefSeq and is a predicted model, not a curated record.